AUGCGACUUCAAAGAUUAUCCUCAAAUAGUGAUUAUGAAAAGCUAAAGCAAUUUUCAGAAUGGAUUGCGAACAUAGGAGAUGGAGAAAUUCAGCGGCAAACAAUUGGAUGUGAAAACAAUAUUAUUCCAGAAGAGAAUUUGUUGAAAUGUUCUGGAGAUCCCAUUGCAACUAUUAUGGAAAGUACAUAUCCAUCAUACUCCAAUAUUUUUUAUGAUCCAACAUACUUGGAAAAGAGGGCAAUAUUGGCUCCAACACUUGAUGUUGUUGACUCUAUCAAUGAAUAUAUGACUUCUUUAAACACAUAUGAAGGAAAUAUAUAUUUCAGCUUUGACAGUGCUUGCAAAUCAGAUUCAAAUGUUGAUCUAUUAGCUGAUGUGCACACACCUGAAUUUUUGAAUGAGAUCAAGUUUUCUGGUGUGCCUAAUCAUGAACUCAGGCUAAAAGUAGGUACUACGGUUAUGCUCUUGAGAAAUAUUGACCACUCAGUUGGUUUGUGUAAUGGGACAAGGAUGAUUAUUACUAAACUUGGAAAUCAUGUUUUAGAAGCAAAUGUAUUAUCUGAAAGUAGUGCAAGUCAUAAAAUCUUGAUUCCAAGAAUGUCAUUAGCUCCUUCAGAUUUGAGACUGCCUUUUAAAUUUCAAAGAAGACAAUUCCCUCUAAUCAUCUCUUAA
This is a messenger RNA of Ipomoea triloba (trilobed morning glory), 672 nucleotides long. RefSeq lists its product as uncharacterized. Lineage: Eukaryota; Viridiplantae; Streptophyta; Magnoliopsida; Solanales; Convolvulaceae. The record is from RefSeq and is a predicted model, not a curated record. The transcript has a single exon. The coding region runs from base 1 to 672 and encodes 223 amino acids.